Molecule: messenger RNA, 1383 nt
Organism: Sebastes umbrosus (honeycomb rockfish)
Lineage: Eukaryota; Metazoa; Chordata; Actinopteri; Perciformes; Sebastidae
Exons: 2
Coding region: 20-664 (214 amino acids)
Source: RefSeq, a predicted model, not a curated record
UCUGUCGACGAAGACGUCAAUGCCGUCUGACUCGUUAGUCUUAUCUGAAUUGGCAUUGAACACAGAGGUGACGUCUGCUUCAUUAACAGCCUUGAGCUCUUUGCUUCUGGAUCUGAUUGAGAGAGUGACGGAUUUGGAGGCUCUGUCGACGAAGACGUCAAUGUCGUCUGACUCGAUAGUGUUAUCCCUAUCGUCAUUGAACACAGAGGUCAAGUCUUCCUCAUUAUCAUCCUCGCUGUCCUCACUGGAGCAAAUUGAGGGAGGGGCAGGCCUCUUAGGACUCAAAAGGAGGAUUUUGAGUCACUGUCAAGGAAAGCGUCAAUGCGUACCGACUGGGACAGUCUUAUCCGAAUCCGCAUUGAACACAGAGGUCAAGUCUGCUUCAUUAACAGCCUUGAGCUCUGUGCUUCUGGAUCUGAUUGAGAGAGUGAUGGAUUUGGAGGCUCUGUCGACGAAGACGUCAAUGUCAUCUGACUCGAUAGUGCUAUCCCUAUCGUCAUUGAACACAGAGGUCCAGUCUGUCUCAUUAGCAGCCUUGCUGUCCUCAAUGGAGCCGAUUGAGGGAUUGGCAGGCCUCUCAGGACUCGGAGGGACGGAUUUGAGUCACUGUCGACGAAGGCAUCAACGAGUACCGACUCGGCAGUCUUAUCCGAAUCCGCAUUGAACACAGAGGUCAAGUCUGCUUUAUUAACAGCCUUGACCUCUGUCCUUCUGGAUCUGAGUGAGAGAGUGACACAUUUGGAGUCUCUGUCGACAAAGACGUCAAUGUCGUCUGUCUCGAUAGUGUUAUCCAAAUCCUGCUGUCUUGCUUGCUGGGCCCUUUUCCAUGGAUUGUAUUUAAGCCAGCGCCUCCAAGAAUACUUCCUCAUUGUGCUGCUGAUCUUGCUUAGACGUCUGCCACUGCCAUUCUGUAGUUGGAGAUCUUUGUAUGGCAUAUCUAUCGGUUCCAGAGGGAUAGAGGUGAAGCCUGCUUCAUUAACAGCCUCGCUGUCCUCACUGGAAUCGAUUAAGGAAGUGGCAUUCGACACACGCCUCGGAAUGACGGACUUUGAGUCACUCUUGACGAAGGCGUCAAUGAGUACGAUAGCCUUGAUAGCCUUUUCCAAAUCGGUAUUUAUCACAGAGGUCAAGUGUGCUUUCUUAACAGCCUUGUUGUCAUCACUAGAGCUGAUUGAGGAGUGGCAGGCCUCUCAGGACUCGGAGGGUCGGAUUUUGUGUCAUUGUCGAGGGAGACGUCAACGAGUACCGACUUGGCAGUCUUAUCCGAAUCUGCAUUGAACACAGAGUCGAUUAAGGAAGUGGCAGUCGUCUCAGGACUCGGAGGGACGGAGUUUGAGUCAUUGUUGACGAAGACGUCAAUGAGUUCUGACUCGGCAGUCUUAU